AUGGCGGAAGUUGAGGAGACUUUAAAUAGAAUAAAAACAAGAAAAGGGGUUAAAGGGGUUGUGGUGUUAGGGCCUGAAGGCUCUGUGCUUCGCUCUACGUUUGAUCAGCAGCAAACUGCAGCAUAUGCAGCAGCAGCAGCACAACUUGCUGAGAGAGCCCGCUCUCUUGUAAGAGACCUAGACCCUCAGAACGACGUAACAUUUCUUCGAGUGCGUUCAAAGAAACACGAAUUCUUAGUCGCCCCCGACGGAGAGUAUUUGCUGCUCGUCAUUCAAGACCCUAACGCAGACCCCCAGGCAACCCCAGCUAGCUAG
Messenger RNA from Eimeria acervulina, 315 nucleotides. RefSeq names its product dynein light chain roadblock-type 2, putative. Lineage: Eukaryota; Apicomplexa; Conoidasida; Eucoccidiorida; Eimeriidae. Gene Ontology annotation, cellular component: cytoplasm; cytoplasmic dynein complex. Gene Ontology annotation, molecular function: dynein intermediate chain binding. The record is from RefSeq and is a predicted model, not a curated record. The transcript has 3 exons. Gene Ontology annotation, biological process: microtubule-based movement. Bases 1 to 315 code for a protein of 104 amino acids.